Messenger RNA from Silurus meridionalis, 666 nucleotides. Its product is annotated as guanylin-like. The transcript is spliced from 3 exons. The record is from RefSeq and is a predicted model, not a curated record. Bases 79 to 405 code for a protein of 108 amino acids. Gene Ontology annotation, molecular function: guanylate cyclase activator activity. Lineage: Eukaryota; Metazoa; Chordata; Actinopteri; Siluriformes; Siluridae. Gene Ontology annotation, cellular component: extracellular region.
GAAGCAGGACAAAGCACAAAGAUAAAACAACUGGAGACCAACCUUGGAAAGCCCAACAGCUUCUUGCAAAACAUCGACAUGAAGACCAUUAUUUCUAUUUCUUUACUUUUGACUGCUCUCUUUCUGGUCUCUGAGACUGUCCAGGUUCAGGAUGGAGAAUAUUCCUUCUCAUCUGAUUCAGUGAGGGUCCUUCAGAGCCUGUUGGACAAAAGCUCUGUCUCCAAGAAGCAGAAUCCUCACCUAAUCAAGACCAGCUAUGCUGCUGUUUGUGGCAACCCAACUCUGCCCCAGGAGUUCAUAGAGCUUUGUCAUAAAAGUGACUAUGCCCUGGUCUUCUCAAGACUGGCUAAAAUUAAUAUGGAUAUAUGUGACAUCUGUGGUUUUGCUGCCUGUACUGGUUGUUAGACCUCUUUAAUAAUUGUGACUAUUUUCAUGCACCCAAGUAGCAACAGAGUGUUUUUGAAACUGUUACCUGUUUAAAAGCAAAAGUGUAAUCCCACUUAGUCUGACAAAAUGAUGACAAACUGGUAUUUCUCUCUGUUACCUCAUGUUUAUUUAUCAAUUUGAUGUAGAAUAGUUUUUUUUCUAUUUCUGUGUGUAUGUUUGGUGGUCACAUGUUAUUAUGUUCAUCAUUUCAUACUUGCAAUAAAAAAGUAUUUAGAACUA